AUGUCACCGUCGCUGGGUGCCUCGGAGCGUUCUUUUUCAAGGAAACUGUGGUGGAUCGUACUGUCCAAGGUCGUCAAAGAAGCGGAGAACGUUACCACCGGCCUCGUCAUAUCCGAACUCUGCAUAUCUGUCACGGUCCUAGCUCUAGUUUCCCACAAGACCGCCCAGAUACUCCUCAGUAAAGAUGCCCAAUUCCCUCCGAAGCUUAACUUGGCCGAAUUCAACAUACCUCUCAUCUGCACCAAAUCAUCAAUUUCAUCGAAUCAAAUCGCAAAUGACUCCUACUGCACUUCACCAUCUACAUGUACACUAUGCACACCAUUGCUGCCAACUUCGCCAAAUUGGAAUGCCAAGCGCCUCUCAAUCGAUUCUGACACCACCCUCAUCAACCACAACGACGAUUUCGUGAAGGACUUCUCAGCCGUGGGUCUUCAGGACGACAGCAACUGUUCCAGUGGUGACCUACUCCCAGGCAUGAAAACAAUUGAUGACUCAAGUGGAGCCUCUCAGCAGACGCAGCUCCAAAUUUCCGCCCGGGCAGACACAAAAUCGGCUCACUUGGCCGCUGUCCGUGACAGCAUCAAGCGUACUCAUGCCAAGCAAUUGGAACACACUACUAUGAUCAAUCAUCUUGAACAACUCCAUCACGAGCUCCUCAUUGACCAAGCUGCUCUUGUUGACGGUUGGGCAGUUGCCAUGGCGCAGCUUGGACUCGCCUCUAUGCUGUCGCCUGGACCAUCGCUUCUACACCAGACGGCGACGCCCAACCAAGGAACCUCGAUCGAAAUCAUUCAAGACUGA
Suillus subalutaceus is the source of this 801-nucleotide messenger RNA. RefSeq lists its product as uncharacterized. The record is from RefSeq and is a predicted model, not a curated record. Lineage: Eukaryota; Fungi; Basidiomycota; Agaricomycetes; Boletales; Suillaceae. The coding region runs from base 1 to 801 and encodes 266 amino acids. The transcript has 6 exons.